Molecule: messenger RNA, 3281 nt
Organism: Ficedula albicollis (Collared flycatcher)
Lineage: Eukaryota; Metazoa; Chordata; Aves; Passeriformes; Muscicapidae
Gene: SLC26A9
Product: solute carrier family 26 member 9
Exons: 20
Coding region: 1-2391 (796 amino acids)
Biological process (GO): transmembrane transport
Cellular component (GO): membrane
Molecular function (GO): sulfate transmembrane transporter activity; bicarbonate transmembrane transporter activity; chloride transmembrane transporter activity
Source: RefSeq, a predicted model, not a curated record
AUGAGCCAGGCCAGGCCUCGCUAUGCCAUCGAGCGUCCUGCCUACUCCGUCAGCCUCUUCGACGAGGAGUUUGAGAAGAAAAGCAGAACUUACCCCGUCGGGGAGAAACUGAGAAACCUUCUCAGAUGUUCAGGUUCCAGGUUCAAGCUCACCCUCUUCCGCCUGUUCCCGAUCCUGGCGUGGCUCCCCAAGUACAGGAUCAAGGAUUACAUCCUGCCUGAUGUGCUGGGCGGGCUCAGUGCGGGGACAAUCCAAGUGCCACAAGGGAUGGCCUUCGCCCUCCUGGCCAACCUGCCUCCUGUCAAUGGGCUCUACUCCUCCUUCUUCCCCCUGCUCACCUACUUCUUCCUCGGGGGCAUCCAUCAGAUGGUGCCAGGGACCUUUGCUGUCAUCAGCAUCAUUGUUGGCAACAUCUGCAACGAGCUGGCUCCGGAGUCGGACUUCCAGUACUUCAACCACAGCACCAACGAGAGCAGGGUGAACACCACGGCCCUGGAGGCGGCCAGGCUGGAGAUCUCUGCCACUCUGGCCUGCCUGACAGCCAUCAUCCAGCUGGGCCUGGGCUUCCUGCAGUUCGGCUUCGUGGCCAUCUACCUGUCCGAGUCCUUCAUCAGGGGCUUCAUGACGGCGGCGGGGCUGCAGAUCCUCAUCUCCGUGCUCAAGUACGUCUUCGGCCUGGCAGUCCCGUCCUACACCGGGCCCUUGGCCAUCGUCUACACAUUCAUUGACAUUUGUAAAGGUCUGCCCCAAACCAACCUGGCCUCCCUGGUCUAUGCCUUGGUCAGUGCUGUGCUCCUGAUCAUUGUCAAGGAGCUCAACCUCAAGUACAUGAAGAAGAUCCGGAUGCCCAUCCCCAUGGAGAUCAUCAUCGUGAUCGUGGCCACUGCAAUCUCGGGCAGCUUCAGCAUGCCUGACAAGUACGGGAUGCCAAUAGUGGGGAAGAUCAGCAUGGGGUUCCCAGAGCCCACCCUGCCCCUGGUCAGCAAGUGGAAGGACAUGGUGGGCACGGCUUUCUCGCUCGCCAUCGUGGGCUACGUGAUCAACCUGGCCAUGGGGAGGACGCUGGCAGCCAAGCACGGCUACGACGUGGACCCCAACCAGGAAAUGCUGGCCCUGGGCUGCAGCAACUUCUUCGGAUCCUUCUUCAAAAUCCACGUGAUCUGCUGCGCUCUCUCCGUCACCCUCGCUGUGGAUGGGGCAGGAGCGAAAUCCCAAGUGGCAAGUUUCUUUGUGGCUCUGGUGGUCAUGGUGACCAUGCUGUCCCUGGGAAUCUACCUGGAGCCUCUUCCAAAGUCCGUGCUGGGAGCCCUCAUCGCUGUGAACCUGAAGAACUCCCUCAAGCAGCUGGCUGACCCCUUCUACCUGUGGAAGAAGAGCAAGCUGGACUGCCUGGUCUGGCUGGUGAGCUUCCUCUCUGCUUUCUUCCUGAGCCUCCCCUACGGCGUGGCGGUGGGCGUGGGAUUCUCCGUGCUCGUUGUGGUUUUCCACACCCAGUUCCGCAACGGCUCUGCCCUGGGCCAGGUGAUUUCCACUGACAUCUACAAGAACCCCAAAACCUACAACAAGGUCCAUGAAGUUAAUGGGAUUAAAAUCAUCACCUACUGCUCGCCGCUGUAUUUCGCCAACUCGGAGAUAUUCCGGGAGAAAAUCAUAGCCAAGACAGGGGUGGAUCCUGGCAAGGUGUACUUGGCCAGGAGGAAAUUUGUGAAACGGCAGGCGAAGGGCACAGCGGACCCACCAGCAAAGCUCCCAAAAUUCCUGCUGAAGGAGAGCAAGACCUUGUCUUUGCAAGAGCUCCAGAAGGACUUUGAGAGCGCCUCUCCAACAGACACCAACAACAACCAGACCUCUGCCAACGGUGCCAGCAUCUCCUACAUCGCAUUCCACCCUGCUGCCCAGGGGGCUGGGCCAGGGCAGAGCCCUGGGGAGCUGGGCAGCAGCACCCUGCCGGGCAGCAGCGACCCCGUGCUGGCAGCACCGCCCUACAUCAGCUUCCACACCAUCAUCCUGGACAUGAGCGGGGUGUGUUUUGUGGACCUGAUGGGCACGAAAGCGCUGAGCAAGUUGUGUUCCAGUUACCAGAAGAUUGGGAUUAAAGUGUUCCUGGCAAACGUGCAUGCCCAGGUGUACGAUGACAUCAGCACAGGGGGAGUCUUUGAGGAAGGAGGCCUGGACCGAAGUCACAUCUUCCUCACCAUCCACGAUGCUGUUCUCUUUGCACUGGCCAGUAUCAGAGAAUUUGUCCACCCACCCGUCUUGGAAGAGAGGCCGACCCAGACAGAGCUCUCCAUCUAUGAUGAGUCUGUGGAUGAGAGCAGUGCAGAGUACAAGAACCUGGAGGAGGAGAUGUUUGGAAGCAUGUUCCACUCAGAGACCCAGACAGCUCUGUGAGCACAGCGAGCACCAGGCAAACCCUCCAGAGGAGACUCCUCUCUGCCACCCCUCCCUGGAGAGCUGCGCUUCCACCCGGGGAUAAAAGGUUUGCAACGAGGCCACCACCUCCAGAACUGCCAAAUCCCUCCCUCCUCCCUGCUCUGCUCUGGCACUCAGAGCACUCUGGAGGGUUCACAGGACUCUGGAGCAGGCAGCAGCCCCUGGGGAGGCUCAGGAGAUGGAUUCUGAUGGAUUGCAGAAGUGCAGCUCAGCUGGAGGCAGGUGCCUGAGCCCAGGGGACAUGCAGACACCCCUCUGUCCCUCGCAAUCCUUCUGGAACUGCAUCAUCUGGGCACCCUGCUCCUUCCCUUCCCUCCUCCUCUCUCCCCAAGAAGUGGAAUAGAAGCAAACAUUGAAAGAGCAGCAGUGGCUCUGCCAGCUGCUGCUGCUGCCUGAUGUGCACUGACCCCCAAAUUCCCCUGCAGCCUCUGCCUCUCCUCUUCUGUGUCCCAGCACCCCCAAAAACCACUGCCUCCAACCAGUGCUGUAUUUCUGACACCCCAAAGACCUCAGGAACUCUCUCAGCAGGGCUAAAUUCUGAAAUACAGAAUUUUCUUUUUCUUGCUAAUAGGACAGGCUUGUACUCAGAAAUAAGAAUUCCUUGUUAAGUGCACAGUGGGUUGAGUACAUCAAAACAGAUUAUAUCUUAAAAUGCUAUUUCUAUUUUAAUACUCUAUAAUAUUACAAAUGUAAGCAAGCUUUAGAGUACCAUUUGAGUACACAGAUGUUAUUGAGCUGACUGCUGAAGGCUUCCUGGGAAGAGAAUGUGGGGUUUUCCUGCAGCUCCCAGAUGUCUCAUUUUUAAGGAAAACCAUCCUUGCUAAACAGUCACUAAAGGAAACAACAGC